Acanthoscelides obtectus is the source of this 222-nucleotide messenger RNA. NCBI's taxonomy places the organism in Eukaryota, Metazoa, Arthropoda, Insecta, Coleoptera, Chrysomelidae. The record is from the annotation of a GenBank genome assembly.
AUGAGUAGCCAACUUCAUUACGCCCUGCCGUUUGAGGAACGCAACGGUGCGCUAGAGGUGUCCAGAAUUACGUUUCUCCGAUCAAGAAAAGCCUUCACAUUGCGUAUUCUGUCAACGGAUAAGGAGUUUAAGAUCAUUGUGUAUGGAUCUUGCUGCCUUCUCUUCCAAGGUCAGGCUGUAGAUAUAUUGCAACUGGCUUUAGAACCACCCUCUCCGGAGUGA